Molecule: messenger RNA, 2124 nt
Organism: Malassezia vespertilionis
Lineage: Eukaryota; Fungi; Basidiomycota; Malasseziomycetes; Malasseziales; Malasseziaceae
Product: NADPH--hemoprotein reductase
Exons: 1
Coding region: 1-2124 (707 amino acids)
Cellular component (GO): cytosol
Molecular function (GO): FMN binding; flavin adenine dinucleotide binding; NADPH-hemoprotein reductase activity
Source: RefSeq, a predicted model, not a curated record
AUGCCGGGGAUUCUCACUAUUGUGUUGGCUGCAGUGAUAGGUUUGGUAUCUGUCUACUUUCUGCAGGGCCUCCUCAUUAGCAGCAAGAAGGAAGAAGAGGUCCAGCCGGAAAAUGACGAAGAUGAUUUUAUUCAACGUCUCGUCCAGCAGAAACGUCGGAUCGUUGUAUUUUACGGUUCGCAGACCGGUACGGCGGAAGGGUUUGCAAUCCAUAUCGCGCGCGAGGCCAAGGAACGCUACGGCGUCUCGUCGCUCGUGCUGGAUUUCGAGAAUGAAGAAAUGGAAAAGUUGGACCAGCUGCCGGACGACUGCGUCGCCGUGUUUGUCAUGGCGACGUACGGUGAAGGUGAGCCCACAGACAAUGCGGUGCAGUUUAUGGAUUUCCUCCAGUCUUCCGAUGUUGCGUUCUCCAACGGCGACAACCUAUCGAACGUGAACUAUGUCGCAUUAGGCCUGGGGAACAAGACCUACGAGCUUUACAACGAGACGAUCAAGCAGCUGGAUAGCCGCUUGCGGGAGCUCGGUGCUAACCGUGUUGGCGAAGUCGGCAUGGGCGACGAUGAUACAAACAUUGACGAGGACUACUUGGCCUGGAAAGACCCCAUGUUUGAGGCACUUGCCGCGCACAUGGGUCUCGAAGAAGGUGCCACUGGCGAAAUUUCCGACUAUGCCGUGACGGAACUGGAAGAAUACAACCCAAAGGCUGUGUUCGAAGGCGAGCACCACCCCCGCGCCCUUAACAGCGUCAAAGGCGGCCACGAUGCAAAGAAUCCGUUUGCUGCGCUGGUGACCGAGGCGCGCGAACUUUUUGUGGACGGCACUGCAGACCGCUCCUGUGUGCACAUGGAGUUUGAUAUCAGCGACUCUGGCGUCACGUACCAGCACGGCGACCAUGUUGCGGUGUGGCCGGUCAAUGCCGAGCCGCAGGUAGAGCGCAUCUUGGCCGUGCUUGGCCUCAGCAGCAAGCGCCACCAGCCCAUUUCCAUUAAAUCGCUCGACCCUGCGAUUGCCAAGGUGCCGUUCCCCCAACCGACCACCUACGAGGCCAUUUUCCGUUACUAUCUCGACGUGAGUGGCUUGGCAAGCCGCCAAUCGCUUGCCGCAUUUGUCCAUCACGCGCCGAAUGAGGCCGCUCAUGAAAAGCUGCAACAGCUCAGCAAAGACAAGGACCUCUUCAUGUCCACUGUUGCCGCCCAAGGUCUACGAAUUGGCGAGGUGUUGCAGAUGGUCGCUGGCGAUUCCAUGCUGAGCCAGGAUGUUGCCUCCUCGACUCCCUGGCAGGUUUCGUUUGACCGCGUGAUUUCCAGCUUGCCGCGCCUAGCGCCACGCUACUACUCGAUCUCUUCCAGCCCCAAGCUGUUUCCGAACAAGAUUGAUAUCACCACUGUUGCCCUCCGCUUCCAGAACGAGCAGGGCAGUGACCUGUACGGCCUUGCGUCCAACUUUGUUAGUGCGCUCAAGAUGAAGCAGAACAAUGAAGCACCACAGCUAGGCGACCCACGUUACGGCACGCCUAUAUACCAUCUGGACGGCCCGCGCCGCAAGUAUGUGGACCAGGAAAAGUACCGCGUGCCGAUCAGCGUGCGCCGCUCCACGUUCCGUCUCCCUACCAGCACCAAGGUGCCGAUCAUCAUGGUCGGCCCUGGCACAGGCGUCGCGCCUUUCCGCUCCUUUGUUCAGGACCGUGUCGGGACUGCGAUCAAAACCAAGGAGAAGCUUGGCCCCGAUGCGCUCCGCGACUGGGCAGACAUUACGCUCUACUAUGGCUGCCGGCGCAACAACGAAGACUUUUUGUACUCGGACGAGUGGCCCGAUUACCAAAAGCAGCUGGACGACAAGCUCAAGCUCCGUGUCUCCUUCUCGCGCGAAGUGUUUAAGGAGGACGGUUCGAAGAAGUACGUGCAGGACUUGAUUUGGGAGGACCGCGCUGGGAUCGCCGACGCCAUGCUCAACAAGAAUGGCUACUUUUACAUUUGUGGCGAAGGCAAGGGCAUGGCGCAAGACGUCGAGGCGGUGUUGGAGCGCAUCCUUGUUGAAUCCAAAGGCAUCGACGCGCAAGAUGGCCACGCCGAGCUGAAAAAACUCAAGGAACGCGGCCGCCUGUUGCUUGACGUUUGGUCAUAG